Molecule: messenger RNA, 2298 nt
Organism: Radiomyces spectabilis
Lineage: Eukaryota; Fungi; Mucoromycota; Mucoromycetes; Mucorales; Radiomycetaceae
Product: CCR4-Not complex component, Not1-domain-containing protein
Exons: 10
Coding region: 1-2298 (765 amino acids)
Biological process (GO): nuclear-transcribed mRNA catabolic process, deadenylation-dependent decay
Cellular component (GO): CCR4-NOT core complex; P-body
Molecular function (GO): molecular adaptor activity
Source: RefSeq, a predicted model, not a curated record
AUGUCGUCUCCUCACCAUUCUUAUGCUGUCUCCAAAAUGAGACUCUACGAAAUGUUUGCACAAAAGUCGACGCCAACCAGUUUACCGCAACAGCAUCAGCAACAGCAACAACAACCACAGCAAACACCGCCCAUCCCGUUAACCAUGGAGUCCAAUCUAUUACCAUCAUCGUUGAUGCCAAAUACGUUUGAUAUUAUCAACGCAAAACUCGAGCAAAUGCUAUUGGAAAUUGAUAAAGUCGUGGAUCAGUCGACUUUGAUAUCCAUCGCCACCAUUCCACCCAAUCACGAUAUCUACUUGCUGAUCCGUCAAAUCCCUUUACUCAUCUCCCAGAGCACAGCCCCGAUCCAGACUUUAGCCAAUCUUGUCGAAACCGUCAUGUUCAAACUUUACAAAAGUACUACAUCCUUUGGUCUUGAGCUGUACACAUACUUCUUACAUAGCCUAUUGGAACAAUCAGCAGCGGUUGCAAAAGAAGCCCUGGCAUGGGCCGUGUAUGCCGAUGAUGAGCGCAAGUAUAACGCUCCAGUGGUGGCAAUGAUGAUCCGAUUCGAACUUAUUCCGCUGGAAGAAUACGAUGUUCAGUUGGCCAAACAACUCAAUACAUCAAAACGCGCAUUGGUCAUGGAUUUCGCCGCCGAUUUACUCCGCAUAUGUCUUCUCUCCCAUACGCCCAUGACAUUUCUCGAGGAUCACAUCCUCACAAUGAUCAACCUGAGGAAAUUGGCAGAGAACAAUGAAGCUUCUCCAAAGGUUAUUGCCUUAUUAGAGGUCUUGCAGCAGUCAGUUGAGCAGCCGUAUCACGACAUUAAGAAGGACAUUGACUGCUUAAGAUUGAGAUUGUUAUUGGCGGAGUGGACUCGAUUGUCUCAGCAUCCUCUAGCUGGCGAGUCUAUGUAUAAGACUGUGGCCAAAAAGAUCUUGGAGAUAUGCAACGAUGAUGACAACCUAUGUUUCUUUUUUCGGUUAUGUACAGAAACGUGCGUCAGUCGUUUCCUAGCUUCGAAAAGCCUAGGAGCAUCUUAUCAGCGGCGUGCUAUUCAGUUGAUGGACGCUUACGGAAAACUCGUUGCGUAUUUGGUGCGUGUUGGUGAUCAGGAUGAUCAGGGCAAGAUGAAACUUGUUAUACAUUCCUUCUCGGUGGUGAUUCUAGUGCUGGCGCAGCACCACGAGAGCAGAGGACCGGCAUUUGUUCAGAAACCAUUUAUGCGUCUACUGACAGCACUGUACUCGGAGUUGAACAAAAUUCGUCAACCCUCACUCAAUGCAGGUAUCCUUGUCGCUUUCAGUGAUGCUUUGUACACAUUGCAACCUCUCAACUUUACUGGUUUCGCAUUCUCUUGGCUCCAGUUGCUGUCCCAUCGCGCGUUUAUACCGCAGUUACUUGUCACGGGAGACCCGCAGGGUUGGACAAUAUGUCGUAAACUUAUCUUGGCCUUGCUCAAGUUUCUCGGUCCAUUACUGGACAAACAAGCGCUCCAAAAAGCCACCAAAGCCUUUUAUCAAGGGACGUUGCGUUUCCUUGUGGUGCUGCUCCAUGAUUUUCCUGAAUUUCUCUGUGAAAAUUAUAUGGCGUUUGCUCAGGUGAUCCCGCACUCCUGUAUCCAACUUCGUAAUAUGGUGCUCAGCGCAUUUCCGCGUACAAUGCAUUUACCGGAUCCCUUCACACUCGACCUUCAGAUGAACCAGUUGCUGGAAUCGAAGCAAGACCCCGCACUCAUCACUUCUUCUUAUAUGGACACACUGGCUCAGGCUCACUUUGUAUCCAAAGUAGACGACUAUAUACGAAACGCGACAAAAGCACACGACCCAUUUCUUGCGGAUUGUGUCACACUGAUUCAGCGGCCAUCAACCGAAGAGGAACCAUAUCGACCUGACAUGCUGGGCGCGCUGGUUUUAUACCUCGGUGCCCGUUGUGCCCUGUUAGACGUACCCUUGAAGGAGAAUCCGGCCUACCGCGUGUAUAAAAAUCUUUUGGAGUGUUUGGACGUUGAAGGAUCUUAUCUUUUGUUGAGUGCGAUGGCGGACCAUUUGCGGUACCCAAAUAGUCACACCUGCUUCUUCAGUACGGUGAUGGUGUCUCUAUUCGAGGAAAUGCCUGAAUCGAUAAAGGAGAAGAUGACCAGAGUACUAUUGGAACGAUUGAUUGUCAAUCGACCGCAUCCCUGGGGCUUACUUGCCACAUUUAUCACUUUUAUCAAGGAUUCUAAGUUCUGGAAUUAUGAGUUUGUGCACUGCUCUCCGGAUAUCGAGCGGCUUUUCGAUAAUGUAUCAAGGUCCAUUAAGCGAAUUGUAUAA